Molecule: messenger RNA, 822 nt
Organism: Lytechinus variegatus (green sea urchin)
Lineage: Eukaryota; Metazoa; Echinodermata; Echinoidea; Temnopleuroida; Toxopneustidae
Product: protein CASP-like
Exons: 8
Coding region: 1-822 (273 amino acids)
Biological process (GO): intra-Golgi vesicle-mediated transport
Cellular component (GO): Golgi membrane
Source: RefSeq, a predicted model, not a curated record
AUGGAGGGAGAGGGGGAGAGACGAUGCUUGGAGCUACAGACUCAGUACACUCAUCUCAACCAAACGGUGACGGAACAGAAGGAUCUCAUUGGUCAACUUGAGAAGGACCUUCUUAGUGUGAACGCACUCUCUACAAAGUACAGGGGAGAAGGAGAGGGCCAAGCCACUCCCUCAAACACAGAAGCAGAACUGGUAGCAAAGGCUGUAGGAGAACAAAACAUUACCCUUGCCAAGGAAACAGCUUCUACAGGAGGAGCUGCUGAGUCAUUGCUUCCUAUUGUUUCCAGUCAGAGAGAAAGAUUUCGACUUAGGAAUCAAGAACUAGAAGUGGAAAGUCGUCAGCACCAGCAGCAGAAUAUAGUCCUACAGAAUGAAGUAGACAAACUGAGACAGGACAAUGUGAAGCUCUAUGAGAAAAUCAGAUUCUUACAGAGUUAUCCAUCAUCAAGGGGCACCAACAGACUUGACGAUACAGAGAGUCGAUACCAGAGCCAGUAUGAAGAAAGACUUGAUCCAUUCAACUCGUUUAGUAGGAAAGAGAAGCAGAGGAAAUACAUGGGACUCAGUCCAUUUGAUAAGGCUACUCUCAAUAUGGGUCGUUUAAUCCUAUCCAAUAAGAUAGCCCGUAUGAUCACCCUGACUUAUACCAUCAUACUACAUCUUCUAGUCUUCCUUGUCCUCUACAAGAUGGCCCAUACCGAAUCCUGCAAGAGAGAUCUGGCUUCAGAAUGUGUGCAGAAAUUUGCUGAUCAUAUGCAUAUCUUCCACCCUGAUGGUGGUGCCGAAGGGGGCGCUGUUCACGGUCAAAACGUAGGCGGCUGA